CGCUUUGUACCACGGCAUGGGCGGUCCGUUUCUGCGGUAUGUAAACUACUGGUAGUAAUAAUUGCUGAAUCCACUUACUAUUUGUCAUGCGCAAAUUUCAGAUACCUUCCAUUCUCUUUGACUAUCACCGAGCUUACUAUGUCUUCUCACUUUUCUGGACCUUCUUUUCACCCGAAGAAAUACGUUUCUCCGAUUCGAAAUUCCUCGAUUUAUCGGUACAGAUUUUACUUCAAAAUAGAUGCUGAAAAGUUUCCUAAAGAUGUUUGCCAUUUUUCGUUUGACUUGUUUUACAAACAAUUGAGUUUCUUUUAAAAUUAAUAAUGAUCGAUUUAUUAGGGGAUAUUAAAUGCCUGGGAGAGGGGUCACGAAGUGUUCUUUUGUAAAUAGAAACGGAAAAAUCUGAUGUGAAUAAUGCGACAUUCGGGGUACGGGUUUCAAGUGAGUAUUUCGUGAACAAAGGUAAUUCGUUUCUUUCACAGGUGUUGAAAACGUACGCUUGGCGCUUUCGACAUUGCAGCUUCUGCAAAGAUAACCGGAUCGUAACGUAAAACCGUUGUUGGUAAUUCAAAGAGUGUACGACGUUAUUAGUCUUUCGAAUCGAAUAACACUCUCAAGGAGAUUCUCCAGAAUGUUUCAUAACACGCUGUUCGUGGAUCGAUGUGUAAACUUGUCACGCGUGGUUGCGUGUUAUCGCCUCCAUUAUGUUCAUUCAUAAAUAACACGAUUUACAGCUUUCCACGUCUAUAAAUAUAUCAAUAAACUAGCUACGGCCCGCGGUUUCACCCGCGUGGAAUAUUAUUCCAUUGCUCUGCAACUGCAACUAUUUAUGCCUGAUUAUCCUCGUGUCGAUAUAGUUGUUUUAAAGCUUUAACUCUGUUGGUUUCAGAUGCCUCUAUUAAUUUCGUUGUACGGAUGGUAAUGCUGUUAAACGACUGUUUAACCGAUCAAUUGUACGGCGGGAUUGCGGUCUCGAUACUCGCGACUCCAGGUCUGUUCGCGUCAAGACACCUUUUGAUAACAAUGUCAACGUUAUCGUGCUCUUAACGAACAAUACGCGACGACGGCGCACUCCUAAAGCAAAUAAAAUAUUUGGCUAGGCGUUCGAAAGAAGAGGGGCUGAAGCAUUUCGAUUCGUAGCCUCUUCGCCUCGCGCGUCGACCUCGGGAAAUCGCAAAGUUUAGUCAGUAGUUUCGAGGCCAUGAUGCCAUCUGCAACUGGGUCUAGCUUUAUUAAAACAUCGGGCACAUCUCGAAGCAUCGUGUCGCCUAACAAUGGAUCAACGGUCGCGCGGGUGUUCACAGUUCAUCGGUGAAAAUACGGUCUCGUCGUCUCGUCGUUGUUAUCGUCGGUCGAUCGCGACAUCGAACUGUCUAGUCUGUCUAGUGCACUGAUCUCGUAACAUCGACAGACGGAUAAACUCCGUCCGUAGAGUUGUAACUUUUCUCUUAAUUGAAAACUUGAAUUUCUGAGAAUAUUUACCAGCAAAUACUACCAAUCCCUCGCGAGUGAAUUUCUUUGAGAGCGAUAAACUCGAUAUUACUCGCAACCUGUGUAUGUUUCUAUUGGGAAUCGUCCAUUCGAUGUUGAAACGCGAUCUCGAUCGGAAUCGGUGUUCGAUCGACGCGAGUCGAUGAUUUCUCAACUUGGUUCGACUCCAAAAGGAUCUAUCGUUGACUGAUAGCCUCGAUCACUCGGGAGUGCGAUGUCGUUUCUACCUGUACGAACUGGGAUCUAAGUUUCCAUGAUAAGCGUAUGCACCGACUCGUGCUUGCGUUAUCUCGGAUACGUCGUUCAAGGUGAGCGGAGAAAUUCCGUGCCGUAAUCUCGUGAACCCGAGAGGGAUCCAUGAAUUUCUUUGGAGAAUGCUGUGCUUCGAAUGCGACGUAAGACAUUUUUGAAUUAUUCGUAGACACUCGCGGGAAAAGAUAAGAUAAAGCCCGCAGCGAGGAAGUGUCGCGAGCUAAAAGCGUGCCCUGCAAUUGUCAAGCUCACCUUCGAGUUGGUCGGUUCAUUGUCAAUGUCUAACCUACAUAAUUGAACUUCUCGGUAUUAAGAACAGAGCGUAAAGCAUACCAGGCAAUGACAAACGGCAAGGCACAGUAUAACGAAUACGUGGGAAACAAUACUAAUAGAUUUCUAAUGAAGCUGCAGUUGUCAUCUUAUUCAUUUGAAUGCAAAGCAGAUUCAAAAUUUCGGUUGAUGGAACUCGAUAAGUCACCGUGUAUCGGUAAUCUUAUUAGUCGGCUUAAGAUGUUGCGAGUGAUUUCACUCGUUUCGUGUACUCAAUUUUGUGAAUACGAUAACCAAAUGUGCUAAUAAAUUGAUGACAACUCGAAACGAAUCGUGUAAUGAUAAAACUCGUGCCACGAGUCAAUUUACAUGAAAUGCUUCGGUUAGGUUUAAGAUAUUGGGGUACCCUCCGAUCGAAUUGAUUUUUUUUAUCACAGAUAGCCCUCGACCUGACGAUUACAAUGGUGACUCCCAUCCUCCUCUCCCCAGGGGUCGAAAAUUAAAAUGAUUCAAAAAGUGUUUUUUUUGCACCGAUCUCGGUGAGUACGUCAUUUCUAACUUUUUUUUUUAUGUGGAAAAACAUUAUAGCACCAGGCCCGAAAUCUACUGUCUGAAUAGGUUUGGUGUACUUUUUAGCGAAGGGGCAAUAUCGAUUACUGUUAAUGUACAUACUGUCUACACGGAAAUAAUGUCUGGGUAGGUUUGGGGUAGUUUUUGAUAAGGGCGGCAAUAUUGAAUACAAAAAAAAACAGUUGGAAACAGUUGGUAAAACAGUUUGGACCAUUUCUGUUUUUGACCUAUUUGGACCUGUUCUGUUCUGAGUUAAGGACCAAGAUGACCACCGUUGUAAUUGCCAGGUCGAGGGCUACCUAUGACAAAAAAAAUCAGCCCGAUCGGAGGAUUCCCCAUUUUCUUAAACUCAACCAAUGCUUCGGUGGUUGCGAAUGAUCAAUAGGCCUACAACAUGCACGAAUAUUUAUAUCGAUAUAUUACAGUUGUCACUGAUCGCAUCCCUUUUCGCUCAGUGUUUUCUUUAGUAUCGCCGGACACAAACUCGUUUGGCGACAUUGAAGAGGGACGUUCAACUUGUUCGAGUCUCGGAAAUACAUGUACCGAAAUCCUGUUUCAAAUUAAUUACGCAAGCCGUGCAGAAUUUCCCGUUGGAAAUUUAUAUUUAUUUACGAGUACACGUAACAAUUCCAUGUGUCCAACUCCUGACGUUAUCGAAACGUGUAACGCUACAAUUAUAACCCUGAAAAUAAUUAAUACCAUACACUGACCUUUGAUAGGAGUGUAAAUUUAACGAUAAGACACACCAAAAACCACAAGUUUAUUUCAAACUCUGAAUCUGUGUUACGGUGCUUUUGGUAACAGUUAAAAUUAAGAAAAAUUAAUUAAGAAUAAUGUUGUAUUAGGUGAAACAAACACCUACAAACGUGAUCGGAUACUAUUAAAUAUAUAUAUAUAUAUUUAUAGAUUAAAUUGCUACACUAUUAGACAUUAUUUACAAAAUUACAAGAAGAAUAAAUAACUCUUAUGUACAAUAAAGAUUAAAUUACAAUGAAAUUUAUUUGUUAAGAGACAAAUGGAAGAAAGCCUUUCGAUACAUUAAAAACAAUAAGCUGGCGAUAAGAAUUUUAUCGGACUACGAUGACGAAAAAAUGUUGUAUCCAUCGAUAUAAUUGAAAGACGAUAAUUCUUGUACACAUUCUCGAAAACAGUACAUAAAAUAAACGGCAUACCAGAAUACACAGUAGUUGAAAUAAUCGAUUGUGAUAGAAAAAAAGCUUGGCCAAGCGUAAUAAUAUUUGGAACGUGCAGAGAAAGAGAAAACACUAAUGGAAAUUAUGUUUAUCGUACGCAAUAACGAUGGAAGUAACGGAAAACAGUAUAGAAUAACAGUAGAUAAUUCAAUGUAAAUAUAAUACGUAAUUCGUUGUUAUUAUAUUCGAUUAAUAUAUUCCCAAAUCUUGUCUAGAUAUCGUAAAAAUAUUAAAAUAUGCUGAAACGUGAUGGAUCGAGAAGCAUCGUGACAUAUUCGUCUCUAUCAAUGUUUAGAAUCGAAUGAAACGGUUGUCGAGGAUAUGGAAGAGGAUUGAAGAAUUCUAUGCAAAGUGAAUGAACGCUUUGAGAAUGGGAUGCAAUCCUAGCAUGCCGAAGUGCUUGGAGGACAAGGGGGAUGCUGAGAAAAGCAAAGCAUUGGAAACGUCGGACGAAGAGCGUCGAGUCGACGAAGGGAAAACGGAGUAUGAUAUUUUGGGAGAGAAAUCGUUGUUCGAAGAUAUCUCGGCUGCAGAGGAGGAUGUGGAUUAUUCAGCGCUGAAAGGGCCACAAAAUAUCGACGAUCAUCCGUUAACGAACAGUGUGCCCAGUCUCGUAAAAAUAUUGUUGGUCUUCUCCAAAGAUGAUCAGCAAAUGGACAUUCUCGCUACCACUUCGAGGAGAUUGGGAUGGAGCGUGUCGGUAGCGAAAGACGCGGAGAAAGCUGUCGAAUUUUUCCAAAAUCGGAGCCACGAGCUGAUAAUCAUCGAUCAUCGAGGGCAGCGUGCCGCGGAAGCUGGCGUAAUUUGUAGGUACGGUAAAAUAUCGACGAAAUGGAGCAUACACGCUACGAACUUAAGAAAUUUGUUAAUAGGUCCGACUGGUUUGUGUUUCAGGGCGAUCAGGGCUAGCCCCGUUUACCACAAUUCUGUUAUCAUAGCUCUUGUAAAGAAAUCAUACUUCAUGUAUACCGACAAAGAUAAAAUCGUAGCGUUGGACUUACUGGAAACAGGAUUUAGCAGAGCAUUGAUGGAGUGCUCUCACGAGGGUAUACUAAUAAAUGAAUUGGUAGGAAUUUAUACUAGCGCAUUAUUGCCAAGAACGCAACUCGCGGCAGCCAGUGCGCUUUACGUCGCCCUCGACAGAUGUCGCGACAUGGUACACGUGACGAACGAUAAACACAUUGUACAGUAUGUUAAUAGAAUCAGCGAAAAGUUACUAGGUUAUAAGACGAGCGAGAUGUUAGGGAAGAACAUCGGGGAGAUAGUGUAUUACGAGAACUUCGUCCUUAUGGAGCAACAGAUAAGCAAGGGACGAGAAUUCGAGGGAAACAUGAACUGCAGACGAGAGAACAACCGAAUGAUAACCAUCAACUGCAGAGUAAUACCUUUCAGUACCACGUUAAAAAAACCGACUCACUACAUAUACAUAUACGACACGACGUAUUUGACGGAAAACGUCGGCCCGCUUAGCCCGGUUACUACCCCGUCGCAACCGCUUUUUCCAAAACCGGGUGUGCCAACAUCGCCGAGGAGAACAUCCGACGUCCGAUCUACUACCACCGAGGGUCGUAGACGGUCCAGUUUGCAAAAGUUGCACUCUUUGCAAUUGGAAGCACCCAUCACGAAAGUAAUCACUCUCCUAUCGAACGCGAUCACGGACUCUACGAGUCCCGAAACAACAGCGCAAAUCGACAAGGCAAUAGAAAUGCUCAAAACUACCGAAUUGUACGCACCGUACCUCAAAGAAGAUAAAAACUACACCGAUCCAGUGGCGACGGAUCUCGUCGGAGCCCUGCUCGCUUCACCUCGAAGAGCAUGGGAAUCGAGGAGGUCUUCGGCAGAAUCCACGCGGCUGUCCACGCUCAAAGCUAUAUCGAAUGUGUCGAGUACUUCCCGUAUACAGAUCAAGGGUUUCAGAGGGCCUCAGGAAAUCUCGGAAUUACUGGACAAAUGUUUCGAGUGGAAUUUCGAUAUAUUUAAGCUCGAAGUUCUGACAGAGAAAAGGCCUCUACUCUUCCUAGGAACGGCCAUCAUGAAUUUAUUCCGCGUCCCAGACAGAUUAGACUGCGACGAAAAGACCGUACAGAACUGGUUGACUAUGAUCGAAGUGAAUUAUCGAUCUGAAAACACAUAUCACAACUCGACGCAUGCUGCGGACGUUUUGCAAGCUACCGCCAGAUUUAUGCAGUCCGAGAGACUCAAACAGAUUCUCGAACCGUUGGACGAAGUCGCGGCUCUGAUCGCGGCUGCUGCUCACGACGUGGAUCAUCCAGGUAGAUCGAGCCAGUUUCUCUGCAACGCCAACAACAAGUUGGCAAUCCUUUACAACGAUAUAUCCGUGCUUGAAUCGCACCACGCGGCCCUGACGUUCAAGUUAACGUUAUCCGAGAACAGCGUUAAUAUCUUCAAAAAUUUGACGCGAGAAACGUACAAACUGGUUCGUCAGAACGUGAUAGACAUGAUUCUGGCUACCGAGAUGACAAAACAUUUCGAGCAUCUGGCGAAAUUCAUGAACGUCUGCAGCGUAAGGAUGGGAGACCAAACUAUGGACAACUACUCGGAUUCCGUGGACAUGUCGGUCGUGUUGCAGCCAGAAAACGUAGUGUUGGUUAAAAGAAUGAUGAUCAAAUGCGCGGACGUGUCGAAUCCGACGCGUCCAAUGAAGUGGUGCAUCGAAUGGACCAGACGAAUUGCGGAGGAGUACUUCAAUCAGACUGACGAAGAGAAAACCCUGAGGUUACCUGUCCUAAUGCCAAUGUUCGACAGACCUACGUGCUCGAUACCAAAAUCGCAAAUUGGUUUCGUCGAUUUCAUCAUAAAUGACAUGAUCGAAGCAUGGGAUGCGUUCAUCGACAUGCCAGAGAUCGUGGGACACAUGAGACAAAAUUACGAGAAGUGGAAAGAAUAUAGCGAAAAAGGUAUAUCAACCUUACAGGAUAUUGAAAAACUGCAACUGCUUCCCGAGAUGCACAUACAUCGAUUGACGUGACACAUAAAGUUGUCCCUCCGCCAGUUUUUCGUUCACCCCUACUGGUUUCCGCUGCGAGUUGUGCAACAAUUUGUAAAAUAUUUGUAAUAUUUAAGAAUAGAUUAAUAUGAUCCGUUGAACGCUUGUAAAUUCUUUUUUUAGAAAAUACAUGUUCAUGUAAUUUUCAUUUACGUUCAUAGAUCUCGUUCCAUUCGCUAGUCCACCUAUUCGCUAGGUUUAAUUUUAAACUCGUGACGCCGCGGGAUGCAAUGGCCAGUCAUAUAAAUGUAUUGUUCGCUCAGUUCUUUCCUUGAAUGUCAACAUAGAGAAUUAUUAGAUACUUCGUCCAUACAUGCCACCUUCAGCAUUUUAAAAACCUUUUGCUUGGCUCAUCGAGUUAAAUGAUUCAUCUGUUAUGCUACCAAGCUGAAUUUUAAUUCAGGUUUUUCCAUUUAAAAUUUGUUUAAUACUUAACAUUAAUACCAUCUGUUCUCUCCAAGGAAGGGCUGGUUUUACUUUCGAAUUGAAAAGAACUCUUUAUAUCGGAUAUUCACUUUAUUGUUUCUCAGCCAAUAAAAGAUUCGAAUACUAAUCGCUAGGUGUUGCAAAAUGUUACAGUAUAAAAUAAGAUGUAAUACGUAUUUCCGGAUCGGCAAACAUUUUCCAUAUAUAAUUUUUAUAAAUGUUUCAGUGAACGACGCACACUUAUACAGUUACAUAGUCUGCUUUUAUAUAUGUGUAUAUAUAUGAUGCCUACACGAGGAAAACAUAAUUCGUUUUAGUACUGCCUUAGUUUAAGCGUCAAAUAUGCUUACGCAUUAUGGUUCUUUAAGAUCUAGCAAUAGUUUUCGUUAUUGUAACGUAAAGAACGUAGCAAAACGUAGCGCAAUCGGUGAAAGCCACUUGUAAAUGUUACAAGAAUCAAUAUAAACUUGUUACUAAGUCACAAAGUACAAGGAAUUAUACAAACACUAUUUCACAAUAUAUACGCUUGUAUAUAUAUGUACAUGUAAAGCACACGCAGAGAUUAGAUCUUAAAAAGUAUUUCCUUUCUCCAUUCCGGUAUACGAAUAAUUGAAGUUGUUUUAUCCAGUAUCAAAGAGACACGUAGUUUCCAAUCUAAUAGGCAAUAGAGACACAGCUUUUUUGCAUAUUUCCGUGACAACAGAUAAAUAAAUAUUAGGAUUUAUCGAUUAAUGUGCGUUUGGUCGAUUGCGCCAUAACGUUACCUAAUCGUUAUUAAUCAUAUUAAUCCUAUUAUUAUCACUAUAUAAUGCCGCACAAUGUAACUUAUCUCGAGAUGCUGAAUCAACUUAAAAAGUAAAUUAUAUACAUACACCUUACCCGCUACAAGCGCUCACGUAUGUAAGUAUCGAUCUUUUAAUCAUUUUUAUUCUUCGUUCCGGUAGAAGAGACUUUGUUGCUUUCGAUUAUAGUUGGGGUACCGAUAUUUGCUUUUCUUUUGUGUUACAAUGCGUAGGUAUUAGUAAUAACGUCAUAUAUUAUAAAGGAAUUUUUAAAUGCACAAUUUUCAUAUUAAUCUUGUUAUGUAUUACUCGCACUUGUCGCUAAGUAUUCGCCAAAUAACACGUAUCCUAGUGAGUAACAUGCAACGAUAUGGUAUAAUAAAGUAUCGUAAAUAAUCAAUAAUCGAUUAAAACAUAAAUUCUAAUUGAAGUUGUUAUUUUUUUUUUUAUUUUUUUUUUUUUGGCGAUGAGAAUUGACUAGCUCAAAACUCAUCAUUUUUUUUCUUUUCAUUUUUUCUUACGUAAUUUUCCUUACGAAAACAAACGUUUGUUAUUAUCCUCGCUUUAUGUAUAUUUCAUAUCGUAAUGUAACGCGCAUAUAUAUGUAUAUAUACGUUCAAAUAUUAGACACUCUUCGUUAAAAGUAGACACAUUUCAACUGUAAAAUCGAAUAAAGUUACGGUUGCAAGAUUACGCAUAUCACGUGUAUUACGGAAAGAUAAUAAAAAUCGCGUGGUCAAAGGUUACGAUGGAAGAAAGGUCGACGAGCUUUUUAUACUGGGUGGUUAACGUGCAUAAUGCGAGCAGACAUCGAGAACUUUUAUAAUAGCUUAAAGCUAGGCACAAAGUGCUGCUAACAGCUCGAUUUUAGUUCGAUAAAAAAUAAGUAGGCAAAGUGAUCCGUUCGGUAUUUAAUUAUCGCGUGUUUAGUAUUUCAAUCAACACGUACACCCGCCACGUUAGUCAAAGACAAGCUACUCGUAGCAGAUAGAUCCGAAACUCCUCCUACGAUAGCGGAGGACGUGCAAAUUGAUUGUAGCAGCAAUCGCGUGGUGCACGUAAGGUUGACAUUGCGAAACGAUCGAUCAGUAUGCGUUAGAAUCACCCUUUUCGUCUAUUACUCUUUGCUCUUUGCUCUUGCCUCGAUGGAAGCGGGAAAAGAUCCGAACGGAAAAUAUUUCGAAAAACUGCACGGUAUUUCCUGGAUUUAGCAAUGCUACGACGCCUCCACGAAUUCGUAACACUAACAGAAGUGUCUCAGAGUGCCAAAAUUACCGAAGACUGAAUCACGUUUGGUACUCACGAGAACCCCUGCCCUCCCGGUGCCUUUAACAUCCAUAGGGUGUAUUUUAAGAUGAAAACUCAGUGUGUACGUCACGUAAAGACCGUGGGAGUAUCGGAAUCGGGACGCCUAUUUAAGACUCCCUCGACUCCGCGACCGAAGCAGAUAGUUGAAUUCCUCGUUGUACCGGUUCUACCCGUUUCAACGGACAGAAAAUCGGAGUGUCGUCUCUCGAGUUACCAACCGAAUCAACGUUCCCAAAAACAAUCACGGUAGUACUCUGUUGGUGAUGUGUAGUCGCGAUCGGGGGGGGUGUUCUUGCUUUCGUCU
This is a messenger RNA of Hylaeus volcanicus, 9600 nucleotides long. RefSeq names its product high affinity cAMP-specific and IBMX-insensitive 3',5'-cyclic phosphodiesterase 8-like (gene Pde8). Gene Ontology annotation, biological process: positive regulation of ERK1 and ERK2 cascade; signal transduction. Lineage: Eukaryota; Metazoa; Arthropoda; Insecta; Hymenoptera; Colletidae. Gene Ontology annotation, molecular function: 3',5'-cyclic-nucleotide phosphodiesterase activity. The record is from RefSeq and is a predicted model, not a curated record.